AUGAAUGUAAAAAAUUAUAUAUUACGUAAACUUGUGGGUGACUCUUCAAAUACAUUGACUAUUGAAUAAGUGUAGAGAAUUUUGGAAUCACAAAAGGAUGAUGAUAGAAUAUUUAGGUAAAAUGACAUAUGCGAAAUAGAGCAAUUAUUAAUUCAUCAUUGUCCAAUUAAAAACUAUAGAUAGCCAAUUCUGAAUUCCGUAUUAAUUCUUUAACAGAUUUUGGUAAUCUAUUAUUGAACUAAUUGCAAUCCAGUUUAGUAAAUAUAUUAAUCCAUAUCAUUAUAUUAGUAAUCCAUAAAAUCAAAGAAUUAACUUUUAUCUAUAGAUUAGUUUCCAAUAGACAUCAAUUAAUUUAAUAUUGAAAUUUCAUAAACUGAUUUAAUAAAAUAAUAACUUUAACACAUCUAUCGAUUAUUUAAAGCUACUAUUAGAUAAAAUGGUGAUGGUUUAAAAGAAACUUUAAAUUAUCUUGCCAAUUUAAAUUAAGCUGAGUAAAUUAUAGAAUCUUAAUAUGCAUAAUAAUGUAUUCUGAAAGCACCAGAAUACAUUUAAGGAAUAGAUGAAAUUAAUUUAUGGUGUUAGAAAAGUACUACUUUAUAUGAGGCAGUAAUCUCUACUAGAUAGUUAUUACAAUAAAGUAAAUCCACAUCUUUAAAAAAACAAUUGUAAAUUGUUGAUAAAUACAAGACUAUUUAAAGGAUAAAAUAUACAUUAGAAAAAUUAAUGAUUUUAAAAUAAACUUUUGGUUAAUUAGCUUAAGCAAUGAACAAAUAUGAUGAUAAUGCUUAUGAAAUCAUACCUAUAAUGAAAGAUACACAAAAUAAUAUUAAUAAAUAUAAAUUAAAUGAAUUGAAAUUAUCAUGCAUUAGUGAUAAUUUCUUUGAAAAUAAAAUUGAAUCUUUGAAAGAAAGAAUAAAAUAAGGAAUCUUAGCAAAUUUUAUGAAAUUCGAUGAAAAGAAAUAUUAUUCUCUUUUGAAAAGUUAUUAUUUCAUUGAAAAACAUUAUCAAAUGUAAUCUUAUUUGACUUAAAUCUGGGCUUUGGUUAAGAAGAGUAUUAGUGUAACAUUUAAAAAUGCAAUUAAAUUAUUUCAAUAAUCUUAUAUCCCGCAUAAAAUCUAUCAAAAUUGCCAAGACGAAGACUUACUUUAAUUCUAUAAAUUAUUAUAUAGUGAAUUGGUAGAACAAAUGUUAAAUUUUCAUUAUUGCAAUAGGUUCCAUCAAGAAAAUGAUUUUAAAAUUGAAGAAGAAAUUGGCAAUACUUAAUUUGAAGAAUAUACCGAAUAAAUUAGAUAAUCAUAUUUAGAAAUGAGAUAAUUAAUAUGGGCAUAGAUUCAAAAGAAGAUUGUUAAAAUCAUCACUGCUCAUUAAAUCAAUAUUAAAUCAUUAGUUAUUGAACAAUUAAUAUACUUCUUAGGUUAUAAUUGCUUAUUAAUAAAAAGGGCUGAAGAUUUUAGUCAUUCAGAUUCAUAAAAGUAUAAUUAUUAAUACUAUUUAGUUUAACUUAAUGCAUAAUUGAUGUCUAUAUGAGAUUUGUUUAAUAGUUUCAUAAAGCAAAUCUCAAAUCUAUAAGCACAUAUUUACAAAAUGAAUUAUACUAAAGAUUGCCUUUAACAAAGGAUUCCAAAUUAAUUUAAUAAUUAGAAUAAUUAACAAAUUUAAACUAAGUUAAUAAAAAGGUUUUUGAAUAUUUAAUUGAAAAAAGAGAAGAGAAUUAUCAAUAAGAAACUAAGAAAACAGUUGAUUUCUAAGAUUUGAUUAAUAAUGAUAAAGAGAUGUAAUUAUUUUAUUUAUUUGAAUAUCAAAAUCCUUUUGUACUUUAAUAGGAUGAAUUUGAUCUCAUUAUAAAAGCAAUUUGGAUUAAAAAGCAUACUUCUAUAUCUACAGGUGUUUUGAAUUAAAUAGAAUCGGUUUUAUCAUCAUCAAGUAUUAGAAUCUUGGAAUUGCUUCCAUAAUAUGCUUUACUCUCCUUUUAUCAUCCAUCAUGUCAACAACAAAUAAUAGCUUGUUUUCUUUAAUUACUAGAACUUUAUAUGUUUGUUUCAUAUAAUCAAUUAGUUGGAAUGACUUAAUAAAAAUAACUAUUAGAGAAUUUUUCUUAAAUAAUAAAAUUUGAUGAAAGUAAAGAAAUAGAGUUCUAUGUCUAAACUUAUGAUUCAUUUAGCGAUAGUUUAGUUCUUUAAGAACGAUUUUGUUAUUUUAAAAGGUUUGUUUAAAAGUUUUGUAAAGAAGGAAUCGAUUUCAAAGAAAUUGAUUUAUUUUCAUCCAAAGAAAAGAGGUAAUUUGUUGAUAUUGCAGAAAGAGCCAUAGCUUCAGAAUCCUUAGCAUAUUUACUUUCUUAAACAAAGUCUGUAUUUUCUUUAAUUGGAAUAACUUCACAAAACUUUGAUAUUUUUAAGGAAGUCUAUAAUUAAUAUAAGGAGUUCAUUUAUAGAAAUUUUGUGUAAACCUAUAUUAAGAUUGAUGGAAUUGUAUAAUAUGUACCUCAAUAAAGGUGGGAUCUUAAAGAUCUACAUAAUGAAAAUAAUAAUAUAUAUUUGGAUAGGUUGAUAUAAUUUAUUCUUGAUUAAAGAGAAAGAUUAAAGAGCAUAGGGGGAGGUGUGAUACCACCAAAUGCUUAAAAAGAUAUAUUUUCAUUUUUGGCAGAACAUUGCUUAAAUGUGUUAUUGGAAACUUAUGGGAAGAUUAAAAAAGUAACAUAAUAUUUGAUGAAAAUUAGUUAAAUUCAAUUGGAAGAGAUUAAAUGAUUUUUGAAUAUACUACUUGUUGUUAAUCAAUAGAAUCAAGUUAGAAGAAUAAUAAAGAAGUUGUGCUUAAUCCUAAGAUUACUUUAAUGCAAUUGGAAUAUUUGAAGGUUUUCAAUUCCUAAUAAUACGAUGAGAUUGAUUAGUAUAUACAAAAAUCGAAAGUAAAUAUGAUUUGAUUAUACCAUUAGACUUUAAUUCCAUUAAGAUUGCUAUAUAAUUUGAUGAAUUCAAGUUCAAGUUAUAACAAAUUAUCAAAAUAAUAGAGGAAAGAUAUAUCAAUAAAAUUCUUUAAAGAUUAUUAUGAUACAUUUAAAUUAUUUUGA
Molecule: messenger RNA, 3067 nt
Organism: Paramecium pentaurelia
Lineage: Eukaryota; Ciliophora; Oligohymenophorea; Peniculida; Parameciidae
Source: the annotation of a GenBank genome assembly